Molecule: messenger RNA, 1658 nt
Organism: Maniola jurtina (meadow brown)
Lineage: Eukaryota; Metazoa; Arthropoda; Insecta; Lepidoptera; Nymphalidae
Product: facilitated trehalose transporter Tret1-like
Exons: 7
Coding region: 19-1377 (452 amino acids)
Biological process (GO): transmembrane transport
Cellular component (GO): membrane
Molecular function (GO): transmembrane transporter activity
Source: RefSeq, a predicted model, not a curated record
CAAAUUAUUAAGAUAAAAAUGUUCGGAAUAAAAAUAAAUGGAGUUAAACGGCAAGUGAUUAUUUCGUUAUGUUUAUAUUUAGGGCAAAUAAUAAAUGGAUAUUCAGGCGGUUGGUCGGGGCCAUGCCUGCCAAAACUACGCGACCUUGAUCAGUCACCGCUCCCGUAUUUGCUGACGGAGGCACAGCUGUCCCUAGUCGCUACCUUCAUUUACUUGGGAGCAAUAGUUGGUCCAUUUAUAAUAACAUGGUUAUCAAACACCAGAGGACGAAAGCCUUGCCUCAUAGUCAGUGGGGUUAUAUCACUGUUAGCCUACGUCUUCAUGGGAAUAUCGGUAAACCUAGCCAUGCUGUACGUCAGUAGAUUUCUGCUCGGCGUCGCUGGUGGUGCAAUAAGUGUUAUAAAUUUGGUAUAUAUCGGGGAAAUUGCAUCUCCAAAAAUCAGAGGAAUUCUGUUAACAGUCAUUUGUAUUUUUACCACACUGGGUCUAAUGUUGGUAUUCGCUGUGGGACCAUAUGUUUCAUACCAUGGAACGGUCUAUGUUGGUGUUGCCAUCAGUAUCGUGUACAUAGUUUGCUUGUUUUUCAUACCGGAGACGCCAAUUUUCUACGCAUUGCAAGGUAGAGAUGACGAUUUAAAAAAGGUACUACAAGACUUAGGCAGAUUGGAAGAAGUAGACAAAAUGCUAAAAAUGAAAAAUGAUCUCAACGAGACCAACACGAAGAAAGAAUGGGUGGAAUUAUUUUCACUUAAAAGCAACAGAAAAGCUUUGUACAUAGUCGUUACUAUAAACGUUUUACAGCACUGCAGCGGAGUUCUGGCUGUGAUGUUCUUUUCUGCAUCCAUUUUUGAAAUGGCUGGAUCUUCCAUAGAAUCUAACAUAGCCAUGAUAAUAAUUAUAUGCUUUCAAAUAUUAGGCAGUAUAAUAACACCGUUCUUUAUUGAAAGCACUGGAAGACGAAGAAUUUUAUUAAUGUCAACCGCUAUAUGUUCUUUCAGUAUGUUCACACUUGGUUUAUACUUUUACUUAGAUCGCAUAGAGAGCUCUGUUGUAAAUAAUAUAAAGUGGUUGCCAUUGGUGAUCCUUAUCGUAUUUUACAUUGGGUAUGAUUCAGGUUUCGGUAAUAUUCCAAAUGCCAUAAUAGGAGAGAUGUUCACAACCAAUGUCAGGAGCAAGGGUUCAACCGUAACUCUGAUGACGACAUAUUUAUGUGGCUUUAUGGUGACCACGGCUUUUGGUGCCCUGUUGGAGAUUGUCGGUGGCCACGCAGCGUUCUGGUUCUUCUCCUUUACCUGCGCCUGCGCAUUUUUAUUUACCGUGUUCUUCAUUCCGGAGACCAAAGGAAAAACUUUAUUGCAGAUUCAGGAGGAUUUGUAGUUAAUUUUUAGUCCUGUAGCUAUUUAGAUAAAUUUAUCAUUAGGUUAAUUAGCUAAGUGGAGAUGGAACGAUUACAUGUUACCUAAAUACUAAGCUAGUAAAUGGAGCAAAAAAAAAAACGACGGAAUAUGCAGGCAAAGUGAAGGAUUUGAAUUGAAAUGAUAUUGAAAUGAAAUGAAAUGAAUUAGUUUUUGCGGCGAAUUGGUACCGGCUCCAAAAUAUGUUAUUGUAGAACUACACUUACUCUUUUAUACACAAAUAUUCAGUAAUAUAUUUUUUUU